AUGGCUCCUCAACUUCCACCUGAGACUUAUCAAAAUGUGUUUAGGAAUCUUGCUACAGACUCGAGAACUUUGGCUUCAGUUAUAUUAGUUAAUCGUUCAUGGUGUGAAAUCGCUAUACCUAUUCUUUGGCAAAAUCCCUUUAUGCCUUUUCCUUCUUUUUUUCUCAAUACCAAUAACGGCAAUAUUCCAUCGGAUACACCAAUUAUUGAGGCUUAUAUAAGCUGCCUACCAGAAGAAGCGAAAAACAAAUUGAUAGAUGCUGGCUUGGAACUUUAUUUUCCUAUAAAAAAAACGCCAGCUUUUAAUUAUGCAUCAUUUUUACAAACUUUGAAUUACCGGCUUUUGCAGGAUGCAGUUAACGAAGUGUUUCCGGAUACAAUUUCAGAAGAGACAAGAAAAACGAAUGUCACAUUAGUUCUUGAAGAAUUAUGCAAGUUAUUUAUCGGUCAAUGUGCGAACCUAAAAUCUAUUCAAUACGUCGGAUAUCCGUCGCUAAGUCCUUACAUAAUUGCAAUUCCUUCUCGAUCUAUCGAACCAAUUUUUAUUGAUUUAUGUGAGCUCCCUGGUGCUGAAGCUUGUCUAUCCAAAUUGCAAAGUUUCGAGUAUGGAGGAAACAUUCCUAUUGAUUUGCUUCAUGCAUUUUCCAGAGUCGUCAAAGAACUUGACAAUUUGACUAUUACGGCACUUGGAGAUGAUAAUGAAGGAUUAAUAGCAUUAAUAGACGCUCAAACCAAGCUGCAGAAUGUUAAAAUUCAUGCACAUGAGAAUAUACCAAAUAUUAUAUCAGCAAUUCAAUCCAAAACUGAAACAAUCAAGAAAGUUUCCAUUGUUGGUCGUACCUCUAUUCUUUUGGAUGAUUUUUGUGGAUUUUCCAACCUUGAAGAGCUGACAUUAGAAUUAUUGGAAUUUCCUUAUAACCGUCUUUCGAGAAACUCUUUAUGGGUUACUCAAGCAGAGAAACAAGAAAUACAACGAAGGCAAAGAGAAUUUCAACAAUCAUUUCAUCAAGCACAAAUCCAAUAUCAAUUACAAGUUGCCCCAGUUGUCCAACCUCAGCCGCGACGAACAACACACCAAACCAAACUCCAGGUGGACGAGGUAAUUAUUAUUAUGACUAUAUAUUCAAACCAAGUCACUACACUUGCACAACAAUUUGUUUCACUUUUGGGUACGGAUCAUCGACCGUGGCGUAAUUUAUAUCCAUCAGCAUCUUCAGAAUUGGAAUGCUACGCUAAUUCCAGCCUAACCAAGCUAAAUAAGCUUAACAUAAACCUCGCUGGUCAAAGAAUACAACAAUUAAUUUUGUUAAUUCAAAAUACUCAUGGAAGUCUACGUAAAAUUGAUAUCGAUCUUAGGGACCCAUUAGAUCCAGAUCAUUCGGGAACAUUGUUUUCGACAAUUGCUCUUUGUUGUCCAAAUCUUACUAAUAUCCAUCUCUUCGUUUCAAAUGACGCUAUCACACAACUGCCAACAUUGUUUUCUGGUUGUCCUAAACUUCAAGAAAUUGAUUUUAUUGGAGACAGAAGUGACGAGGGAAAACUAGAUAUUGACGAUGUUCUUUGUGAAAUUGGAAGUGUUGUUCCAGAAAAUUUGAAAUUUCUCAAUUUGGGUUCGAAAGCGUGGACCUAUACAAAAGAUUCAAUCAGCGACUUUCUUGAUGAAUGUGAAACCAGACUAAAGCAUAAACCAUGUACUUUUAUAAUGGGUGGUCAUUUGUCAAGAAAAGUUGUGGAAAGACUUAAUAUGUACGAAGAAAAGGGAGUGAUCCAGAUUAUGGUUACUAGAAAUGAACGAGAAAUAUUUUUAUAG
Dentiscutata erythropus is the source of this 1809-nucleotide messenger RNA. Lineage: Eukaryota; Fungi; Glomeromycota; Glomeromycetes; Diversisporales; Gigasporaceae. The record is from the annotation of a GenBank genome assembly.